AUGCCCUCGACCAGCAACACCAGCAGCAGCCUCACGCCGACCUUCCUCAUCCUCCUCGCCAUCUCCACCCUAGGCCCACUGCUCUUCGGCUUCCACCUCGCAGAACUUAACGCCCCUUCCAAAGUCCUGACAUGUCAAGAUGGAAAGAACCUCCGUCCCAACCAUGACCCUUCUUCCUUCCUCCCGCCCUGCAUCCCCACGAGCCCGUCCCAAUUCGGCCUCAUCACCUCCUCCUUCACCCUCGGCGGUCUCCUCGGCGCCCUCUCCUCCGGUCCCGUGACUGCUUCUCGCGGCCGACUGCCCACAAUGGUCUACGCCUCCCUCUUCGCCAUCAUCGGGCCCAUCUGCGAGGCUUUGGCGCCCAGUAUCAUGCUCUUGACGGCGGGGAGACUGCUCUCGGGGAUUGGGGCGGGGGCGGCGACGGUCGUGGUGCCGAUUUACAUUGCGGAGAUUUGUCCGCGAGGGAAGAGUGGGUUGUGGGGGAGUGCGACGCAGAUCAUGACGAAUUUGGGGAUUCUGAUUGCUUUGGUGUUGGGCUUGUUUUGGAGUAGACCCGGGUGGUGGAGAUGGAUUCUGGCGGCGGGAGGGGUCAUUGCGGGGUUGAUGAUGGUUGGAUUGUUGGUAGGGGGUGUGGAGAGUCCUGUGUGGUUGAAGGAGAAGGGGAGGGAGGAGGAAGCUAGACGGGUGGAGAGGAGGAUUCGUGGGGAUGGCGGUCCUGAGGUGGUGGUGGAACAAGGGGAGGAACAGACGACACUAUUGGGAGACGGCGAUUCUUCUUCUCCUUCUCCUCCAGCAAAGUCCACCCUCGGCCCUUGGGGAGUGCUCAACGACGCGGAAAGCAGAAGAGCAGUCUUUGCAGUCUGCAUGAUGAUGCUCGCCCAACAAUUCACCGGCAUCAACUCCAUCAUCAUGUACGGCGUCUCUCUCCUCUCCACCAUCCUACCCACCUCCUCCACCGCCCUCAACAUCUUCGUCGCCGCCCUCAACCUCGUCGUCACCACCUCCUGCGCCCCCUUAUCCGACUCCCUCGGCCGCAAAACCUGCCUCCUCCUCUCCAUCACCGGCAUGGGAAUCUCCUCCCUCCUCCUCGCCAUCUCCAUCAUCCACGUCAUCCCUGCUCUCAGCAUCGCCGCUGUGAUAGCUUUCGUCGCUUCGUUUGGUUUGGGGCUGGGUCCCAUUCCCUUUAUUCUGGCCAGUGAACUAGUGGGGAGUGAGGCAGUCGGUGCGACGCAGAGUUGGGCGUUGGCUGUGAGUUGGUCGGCGACAUUUGUCGUCGCGCAGUUCUUCCCCGUUUUGAAUGUGUGGUUGGGCGGCGGCAGGGUCUAUUUCCUCUUUGCGGGAAUGGCGCUGUUUUUUGCGUUGUUUGUGCGUUUCUUCGUUCCCGAGUCAAGGGGCAUGAGGGAUGCCGAUGAGGUUUGGGGGAGAAGGAAAGGGAGUGCCCUGGAGGAUUGA
Molecule: messenger RNA, 1452 nt
Organism: Ramularia collo-cygni
Lineage: Eukaryota; Fungi; Ascomycota; Dothideomycetes; Mycosphaerellales; Mycosphaerellaceae
Product: related to permease of the major facilitator superfamily
Exons: 1
Coding region: 1-1452 (483 amino acids)
Biological process (GO): monosaccharide transmembrane transport
Cellular component (GO): membrane
Molecular function (GO): hexose transmembrane transporter activity
Source: RefSeq, a predicted model, not a curated record